GCUUGACGUAAGGUAAAAGAAGGCGUAGGUGUAUGUAUAUAUGUCGUACAUAGAGCAUCUUUUCUAUGGAUUGUUGAAUAGAACAUCAAUAUAGAAUACUAGAUCUAUCAAAACUAAUAUCAUUCUGAACUUAUGACGACAUUAGUAUUCACCUGAGUAAGUGUAAUAGUAUAGUGUCAAGUUUUGGAUAUUGUUCUACAUCAAUAGAAUCGACAGUGAUAAAACAAGAUUAAGUGACGUUUGAAUUCAUAUAUACAUAACAGAAUGCUUCUUUGAAAUCCUUAUUAAGUUAACAUUGAGAAUUUACAAAUUUGCCUUUUCAUCACAAAUUUCUCUGGUUGGAGCAAGCCAAUGAAUAGUGAACAGUGUAUAUUGACAACUAAUCUAUCAAAUAAUAAUGAAGAUGAGGAUAACAUGAAAGGAUCUAAUCCAAUUAAUUGUAGCCUUACAACGAAAAGAAUUGAUUCAACAACUGAUCCUGAUAUACAUCCAGUAAAUUAUUCAACUUAUCAAUCAGAUUCAUUGAAUUUUCUUUAUUUAAAUGAUAAUAUAACAUGGCAUCCAAAUUUCUCAUCAACUUAUUGUUCACAUCCAUCAACGUCAUCAACACUAACGACGUUAUCAUCAUGUUCAUCAGUAACCAUUCCAUCUUCAUGUAUUAUGAAUACAACACCUUCUAGUGGAAUGAUACAUUUUGAUAAACAAACAUAUAAUCCUACUUCACCGAUUUGGCAUCAAAAUAAUAAUAACAACAGUUUAACAACAAAUGAAUUAUGGUCAAAUAUUGGAGAAUAUGGAGAAAUAGUUGACAAGAUUAAUUCACAAUCUGGUCAAUGUUUACAUCAACACCAACAUCAUCAGUUGGACAGUAAUCAUCCUCAACACAAAACAACAGUUGAUAAGAAGAUUGAUUUUAUUCAAUCUUAUGACAAUCCUCUUAGUCUAAUUGAAACAUUGUCUCCUUUAACUUUAUCUACAAUCACGUCUAAAGUAACCACAUUGACUACAGGUGAGAAAAAUGAUAUUCAUCAAACUAAUCAAAUGAAUCGUUAUCCGAACACAUCGGUUGAUGAAACAUUCCGUCAAUUUACGAAUACCAUUACUACAAGUAAUGGUCAUGAUCAUGAGUCUUCAAUUUGUAUACCAGAAAAUUUAACAUUCCUACCGACAUAUUCAACGAAAUUUUUCACGAAUUCACAAUUAUGUACAGAAUAUUUCGAUGCAGCGGAACUUCAUCAUUUCCCUCAUCAACAACAUCCUUAUACACAAUCUCAACAACAUUAUCGUACAUCAUCAAAUUCAGAGUAUUCCCAAUUAAAUUCUAAUCUAUUACAAUUGAAUAAACAAUCUCAUCCAUUAGAAAAUUAUCAAAAUGAAAUAGAUUAUAAAAAACAAAUUACAUCAUCAUUAUCGACGACAUCAAAUUCAUCAUCAUCAUCAUCAUCGUCGUCGUCGUCGUCAUCAUCAUCAUCAUUAAUAUCAUCGAAAGGAUCUAAUGUUCCAUUACCAGUACCAUCUAUGAUAUAUCAACAUCAACAACAAUUACAACAAUUAAAUAAUCAUACAAAUUUUUUACAAAAUUCCCCUAAUCUAUCAAAACAAUCAUGUCAUCCAAAACCACCAUAUUCAUAUAUUAGUUUAAUUACUAUGGCAAUACAAAAUUCAACAACACAUAUGUGUACAUUAUCAGAAAUAUAUCAAUUUAUUAUUGAUUUAUUUCCAUAUUAUAGACAAAAUCAACAAAGAUGGCAAAAUUCAAUAAGACAUUCAUUAUCAUUUAAUGAUUGUUUUAUUAAAGUAUCACGUAGUCCAGAUAAACCAGGUAAAGGUUCUUAUUGGACAUUACAUCCAGAUUCAGGGAAUAUGUUUGAAAAUGGUUGUUAUUUAAGAAGACAAAAACGUUUUAAAGAUCCUAAACGUGAAAUAAGUCAUCGUAAUCUACGAAAUAAUAAUAAUAAUAAUGGUACUAGUAAUAUCAUGACAUCUUCAACAACAUCAUUAACAUCAACUGACAAUAGAAAUAUAGGAGAUGUUAGUUCCACAAGUGAAAAUACUAUUUUACAUUCAACUAAUGAUCUUUUAAUAUUACCAACCGGUAUGAAACGUACAUAUUCAAAAACAGAUUGUAAUCCUUUAUUGAACAUUGAACUUAAUGAUCAUAUAUUGUAUAAUAGAAUGAAACCAUUUCCUAUUGGUAUUACAUCAGAUACAAAUGAAGUAUAUGAUGAACUGAAUGGCGUGGAUGAUAAUGACGAUGACGGAGAUGGAGAUGAUGAUGAUGAUGAUGACAAUGUUGGUGCUAAUUUAGAAGAUGAAGAAAUCAAUGAAGAAGAAGAAGAAUAUGAUGAUGAUGAUGGUAACUAUGGUGAUGACGAAGGAGACCGGCAACAACGACAACAACAACAAAAUGAUCUCAGUAGGACAACUAACAGCAAACAGAACAACUUUAUUAGAUCUGAUUUAAUGAAUAAUAAACAAACCGAUAAUUCAAUGAUGGAACAACAACAACGUCAAUAUUACAAUUCUCAACAUCAUCUUCACAAUCAACAAUCAAUAUCUUCAAAAUCUAGACAACAUCCAAAACAUAAUGAAACUAAGAUUACAACUGAUCUAAUUGAAGAUCAUAAUGAAAAAUUAAUAAAUAAAUGUAAGUCAUCUCAAUUAUUUCUAUUAAGUCCUUAUGAUAGUCGUGAUUCAACACGGUAUAUUACAGAUAUUAUAUAUCCAGAAAGUAAUUAUGAACAAAUGAAUAGUUUCGUUAAUUAUAGACUUCAUCAACCAUUUCAUAAUCAUAAUCAUCAUUCUAUUCAACAAUUUGAUAAUAAACAACAAUUAUCUACGAACAAUAUUAUCUCAUCUAUGAAAGAAACUACUUGUACUAAUCAAAUCAGUAGUAUACAUACAAAUAUGUUAGAUUUAUAUCAUCGUGUCACCAUUAAUUCACCAUCCAUAUAUACUAGAAAUAAUUCAUUAACAGACUAUUCAACAAGUGAACUACGGAAUACUCAAUUGGAUCAUUCAUUUUCAUUGAAUUCAUUCAAUUUGUCACAACCUUCGUCAGGUACAUUUCAUCAUCAUCAUCAUUCAACUGAAUUAUACUAUGAUGAAAAUAUGGAUUGUAGUAUACGUCGAUAUAAUCCAGUGAAUGAUCUAACAAAAUGUACAAAUAUUACAAAUAUAUUAAAUAAUAACUCGAUUACUACUAUCUCUAUGACUACUACUACUACUAAUAUUACUAAUAGUAGUACUAAACCUAACAAUAAUGAUAACUAUAAUGAACUGAUCAUGGAUCACUUAACUUUAACUCCAACAGUAGAAAAAUAUUAUACUAUGAAUCCUAACUGUCAACAGAGUGAAAAACAAUUUGAAUUAGAACAUGAAUACAGUACACAACAACAAUAUCAUUAUAAUGAAUACUCGAAUAUUCAACAAUCUAUGUUAACAGAAUCAAAUGUUACAAAAUUAGCUACAACAACAACAAUAACAACAACAACGACGACGACACUGACGACAACAACGGCAGCAACGUCAACAACAAUAAUAUCACCGUAUUUAGGCCAUAACUAUGAACAUAUAUCACUGACUGAUGAAAGUUCAUAUAUUUCAUGCAGUGAAACAUCGUUUGCCAACUCAAUGAAUGUACAUAAUUUAUCUAAUAUAAUUAACGCUUCACAUGUAACACCAUCGGUUUCAUUAUCAACAAUAUCAUCUUCGUAUAUGCCCUCUUCAUUAAACAGCUCUGUGUCAACAUCAUCAUCAUUGUUAUGUACGUUAAGUACUCCAUCGAAUUCUUUCUACUCUACAACACCCUCAUCAUUAUUAUCAGCAACAAUGACAGUCACAAAUCCUUUAUAUGUUACAUCUGAAUCUUUUCUAAAUCUUCCUUCAGGAAUACUAGAAUCAAAUACAUGGAACGCAAACUAUUUACAUUUAACAGAACCUAAAAAUGAUAAAGAAAUUGAACAUAAUGAUCAUUUAACCGUUCAAUGUCUCAAUAAUAGUAAAAUGACAAAUGAACACUCUAAAGAAGGCAUCAAUAUCAAACUUAACACUGAAAUGAAUAUCAAUCACGAAAUGGUUGAUGAUAAUGGUGACAAUGAGGAUGCUGAUGAUGAUGAUGAUGACGACGAUGACAACGACGACGAUGACGAUGAUGAUAAUGUGAAUGAUGAAGAAGUAAUAAAUCGUUCUGACAAUCUAAAUAAACCAUUUUCUAUUGAUCAUUUAAUGCAUUUUCAAAAUCCUGACUUAGAUAUAACAAAUACAACCAAUACAUUAUUACAAUAUGCUACAAAUACCGAUGUAUCUGUAUUUGAUAAACUAAGAGCUCCCACAUAUCAUAAUGAAAAUAAAUCAACAAUAUCUAUCAAUGGUAGGUGAAACAUUUGAACAUAGUUAGAGUGAGAAAGAGAUGAGCAAAAUAUGUAUGAAUUUCUAAGAAUAAUUCAGUCAUAAAAGAAAAAAACUUGUACAUCAAACCUUCUUAUCUAUUGAAUCCCUCAAUUCAUUCAUC
Molecule: messenger RNA, 4513 nt
Organism: Schistosoma rodhaini
Lineage: Eukaryota; Metazoa; Platyhelminthes; Trematoda; Strigeidida; Schistosomatidae
Source: the annotation of a GenBank genome assembly